This is a messenger RNA of Alligator sinensis (Chinese alligator), 2657 nucleotides long. RefSeq names its product collagen and calcium-binding EGF domain-containing protein 1-like. The record is from RefSeq and is a predicted model, not a curated record. The coding region runs from base 384 to 1553 and encodes 389 amino acids. Lineage: Eukaryota; Metazoa; Chordata; Crocodylia; Alligatoridae. Gene Ontology annotation, molecular function: calcium ion binding. The transcript has 11 exons.
AGAGAGGAGAGAGCAAGAGGCACUGCUUUCACCCUAACCAAUAAGAGGAGCAUCUGGAAGUGGCUUUUCCCAAACAAGGCACCAGGGAGCAGGGCUUGGGAGGCAUGUGAGAAACCGUGCCCCGGCCUGGAGGGCAAGUGAGCUCUGGGAAUCCAAGAGAAAGGAAGGAGUAGAGGCUGCGUCUCUGGAAGGCACUUGCGCUGGUUGGGAAAGAGGUAGGCAAGCCAGGGGGGAGCUGAGUUGGAGGGGAGGCACUGGAGGGUAAAGACCCUGAAGCCACCACAGCCGGACGGUGCCUGGUUCUUGCAUGGACCCAGUGUGACCCCAGGGAGGUCUGGACCAAGCAGCAGCCAGGACCAGUGCAGGAGUCCACUCCAGUGGCAAUGCUGCUGCGCCUGCUGGAAGCCGAGCUGCUCUUGGCUUCCCUGAUCUCCACGCUGGAGUCGCUCUCUGGGCCCUUCAGGCAAUUCUCCGCCGAGCAGACAAGCAGUGAAUCUUGUCCUGGGAAUAAAAUCUUGACAGUGAAGUAUUCCUGCACAGGCUCAGGUGGGAGCCCAGCCACCUGUUUACGGAGGCAGUGCUGCGAGGGCUACAGGUUUGUGAUGGGCCAGUGCAUCCAUGAAAGUGUGGACGUGUGUGCAGAGUUCCCUUGUGAGCAGCAGUGCAUGGAUAACUUCGGCCGCAUCCUGUGCACCUGCUUUCCUGGCUACCGGUUUGACAGGGAGCGCCACAAGAACCACCUCCACCCGUACUGCCUGGACAUCGACGAGUGCUCGGAGGGCACCAGGGCCAUGUGCGACCAGCUCUGCACCAACAUGCCGGGGAGCUAUCGCUGCCAUUGCCAGCAGGGCUAUCACCUCGCAUCCAAUGGGAGAACCUGCUUGAAAUCUGGGAAUGUGACUCCAGCAGCCCAAUCAGAGAUCUUGAUGGGUGCCAGAUCAUGCUCCAUAACCUGCGAGGAAUUCAGCAGCAUGAAACAGGCAGUCUCCCAGCUGAAACAGAAGCUGCUAGUUGCUGGCCUGGAUCACAGCAGCGGAAAGCCCUCAGUGCGGGGUAACCGGAAACCAGCAGCCCCCUUGCACUGCUCUCCCGGCCCAGGGCUGCCGGGCCCACCUGGACCCCCAGGUGAGCCGGGCACAGCAGGGGAGAGAGGGAGUCCAGGCCCAAUGGGCCCCCCGGGGCCUCCGGGAGUGCAGGGGCCCAGAGGAGACCUUGGGCCGAUGGGACCAUAUCCUGACUUUGCCCAUAUCAAAAUUGGACGCAGGGGACCAGUGGGCGCUCCUGGGGCACCUGGAAGGAAUGGCCUGAAGGGUGAACGAGGAUACCCUGGUCCCCAAGGGCCACCGGGCCCUCCCGGCUCCUUUGACUUCCUCCUCCUCAUGAUGGCUGACAUCCGGAAUGACAUCAUUGAGCUGCAGGAGAAGGUUUUCGGCCAGCGGCGGAGGAUGGAGUUUGAGCUGCCGCCGGCCAGGAGCAAAGACCCAGAUGUGCGUGAUUUGGGGUCUGGGCAGGAGGAGUCGCUGGGACCUAGAUCUGCACGCUCAACCACAUGACCUCCGUGCCAGCAUUUGCUGCCCUGCAACCACACUCAUACUUCAGAGGACCAUGACACUCCAUGGAUGCUGGACACGGCAGAUGUCUGGCCUGAGGAAACUGCUCUGAUCUGCCCUUACAGUUGCCUUCCAGAGUCUAUUUAUUACAACAGUCGGAUGUUAUUUUUUUACAAGCAGGAUGAUGGGAGAGGCUGCAUUUUUAUAAGGAUGUUUCUACCUCCCUAAGAGUAAGUGGGACCAGCAGGAUAAUGUCCAGAUCCAUGGAAACCCUGGCUGGGCUUCUCAUCAGCAGCCCAGAUCACGCUGGCAGGCUGCCUUCAGGUGAAUAGAAGAAGCAUGUUCCCAGACCUUCCCCCAUUGGAAGUCAACUGGAAGUAAAGUAUUUAAUUUAAUUUGGCCAUUGGCUUCUUCAGUCUGCCUAAGCUUCCCAGAAGAACUAGAAGUGGGGAAAGGGAGACAGGUGCCUAGGGUUCACAUUAUGAGGGGAAAUUGGUUGUUGUAAUCCACCCAUCGAGUGCUCACAGAUAAGCGGGAAGGAAGGAGUAAAGCCCAGAGAGGCAAGACAGUCCUCUCCCUUCCACCCGUCACAGGCCAGGAUCAGUGGUGAUUUCAGUGUGUGCAGUAGGCUGGGCCCAUCCAAAGGAAAAUUCCCUCAGUGACUUCAAAGCUGACUGUGUUUCACAUACCCACUCCUAGCGGCAUGGGAGGCCACUACCAUCAUGGCAAACAGAGCUGGGUCAUUGGGAGCUCAUUGGUUUUGAUCCACAGAGCUGAAGCGUGAUCCCCCCACUAGCCAAUGACCCACCCAAAACCGUGGUUUAGCCUUCCCUUAGGCAGACAAGGUACAGCGAGCAGUCAGGGGAAGAUCACCACCCAUGCCGCACUCUCAGAAUCACAAGAGGAGAUCUUGCCAAGCACACGCCUGAGGAUAGUCAUCUAGAAGCCAAAUGCAGGUGGGAAUCUCAGCUGAUGUCACCCAAAACUUGUUGUGGACUUCAACUUGUAGAUUGCAUGAAUCUAGACCCUUCUUCUUGUCAAUGACAUGAAUGUAGGUUGGUAGUCUUAGAGUGAUGUUGUAGCCAUGAUAGUCCAGGAAUGAUGAGA